AGCAUCAAUCCUAGGCACUGCGUUGAUCCUCCCUGGUUGUUCAGACAUCUAUCGCCGACUUUAAUCUCCCAAAGCAGCAUGAUCCGGCACGAGUACCGCGGAUUCGGCAUCCCGCCCGGCCCUCCUCAGCUCCCGGAGAUGUUUCACGGACCCGCGCAUGGCGGGAAGGUUAGAGCGGACGAGAAGGUGGUUCCUGGUAGCGAGCGAACCGGCAUCAUGUGCGGCCCGAUGGUUCCCGUAGAUCGCGGAUUAGAUCCGGUGAAGCACACGCAGUACCCGUAUGUCACGGGUGCGUCUGUGAUCGCUAUGAAGUAUAAGGACGGCAUUAUCAUGGCAGCUGAUACCAUGGGCGCCUACGGCCGCACCAUGAGGUACAAGAGCGUGGAGCGCAUGAAGCAGGUGGCUCCUCAGACGGUCAUGGGAGCUGGUGGGGAGAUCAGUGACUUUCAAUUCAUCCUCUCGCUAUAUGAGGAGCUGCUCACGAACGACUAUGCAUUUGACGAUGGCCAUGUGCUGUCCACACGAGAGGUGUUCAACUACAUGACGCGGGUCAUGUACAACCGCCGCAACCGCUUCGACCCGCUCUGGAACUCCAUUGUGAUCGGUGGGCUGGACAAGGGCGAACCCUUCCUUGGCUCGGUGACGAUGAUAGGCGUGCACUUCACGGACGACCACAUCGCGACGGGUUUCGGCAGCCACCUGGUGCGGCCGCUCUUCCGCAAUGAGCAUCGGAACGACAUGAGUGAGGAGGAGGCCGUGAAGCUGCUGGAGAAGGGCCUGCGAGUGCUGUACGCUCGCGACAGCAGCGCUCUCAACAAAUUCCAGAUCUCAAAAGUGACUGCGGAGGGAGUGACAAUAUCGAAGCCAUUUUCGUUGAACAUAGAGUGGAACUACGCCCAUUUUCAGAAUGCAGUCCCUGACAAAUAUAGUGGCUCAUGGUAACUACAUACAGUACUUGUUGCGUCUGACAAUCAAGCUUGUGAUCAAUGAUGCGUGGUCCUCAUGGUGCCCAUGUUGCCUCAUGUCACUGUAACAUUGUCUAUACAAUGCAUUUUUUACUGCAGCCUUAGAAGC
Closterium sp. NIES-67 is the source of this 1074-nucleotide messenger RNA. The record is from the annotation of a GenBank genome assembly. NCBI's taxonomy places the organism in Eukaryota, Viridiplantae, Streptophyta, Zygnematophyceae, Desmidiales, Closteriaceae.